Molecule: messenger RNA, 1247 nt
Organism: Physcomitrium patens
Lineage: Eukaryota; Viridiplantae; Streptophyta; Bryopsida; Funariales; Funariaceae
Product: actin-related protein 2/3 complex subunit 5A
Biological process (GO): Arp2/3 complex-mediated actin nucleation; regulation of actin filament polymerization
Cellular component (GO): Arp2/3 protein complex; actin cytoskeleton
Source: RefSeq, a predicted model, not a curated record
AGCUUCAUGGACGAUCUCUCCCUCUCUCACUCUCUCCUGGGCAGAGCUAUGGCCGCAGUGUGAGUGCUGCAGAUUCAUGUGUUGCAUCGCAAUGUCAUUACGAUCAGUCACAUUGCAUCGUGUUUCUACUCUCUUCAGGUUUCCGUGAAGUUUUUUUAGAGCGGAAUCCAUCAAGUGUAGGAUCAGAGUGAGUGGAAUUGGCUGUGGCGAGAAUAAGGGUUUUUCGUUUGGUGUUGAGGCGAUGGCGGACGAUGAAGACAACGGAUCGUCAGUGUUAGACGUCGAUACAUACGUAGAGACUGAGUCGCCCGAGGUAAUCAUCGCUAGGAUUGAGGGCAAGUCGCGGCAGGUGGAGCGCCUGCUGCGUAUACCGCAAUACACAGAGGCUUUGGAGACAGCUUUGAUGGAUGCGCCCACGCAAACACGGGACGAGCGGUGCAAGUCCGCCAAUUGGUUGCUGGUGCAUCGGGUGCUGAUGGCGACCAAGGAUGUGGAUGGGUUGCUGAUGGGAUUAAACCCCGAGCUGCAUGACAUUCUUAUGAAGUAUCUGUAUCGAGGGUUAGCGACUGGGGAUCGGAUCACCUGUGAUCUUUGUCUUAGACUUCAUGAGAAGCUUUAUGACAUGGCUGGAAUUGGCUGUAUCAUGCGAGCCAUAUCUGACACUCAAAAUCUUGUAUAGUUGCUUCAAUAAGCUUUUCAUGCAAUCUGGCUGCUUGCGGUUGUCUUCUAUAGUAGGUCUUUCCACCUGUAUGUUUCCCACCUCAUUUUCUGGUGUGGAUCUUUCUCAAUCCUAUUUCCUUCUUGCUUGUUCUCGAAUUAGCCAUCAGUAAAUUUUGCGCACGAGCAAAUACUCUGGAGAGAAGCACUAGGCAUAGUUCGAACCGGAUGAUAUCGCUAUCUUUUCUACCCUGACUGCGGAUGGACCGUUAAGUUCUGGAUUCCGAAUUUGUGCUAUUUCAGAUUGCCAUUCAUUCCGCUAUCAGGCUUACGGAUACCCUUCUACUGUUUUUCACUGGUGCAUUGAUUUUGCUACUGCAAAGUGUCUUUGAACACUCGUAUUGCACAUCGAUUUUUGUAUAUCAUAGUUGAAGUUAUGAAGGUAGAAUUAAAUUGUAGAUCUUGCAAUGAUGCUGUGCAUAUUAGUUUUCAGUAUAGACCUACGCAAAAAUGAGCUUGUUAGUGGACAGCAUUGAUUAUAGACAUAGUGUCAUCAAUUUAUGAUUGAGUAAAGCAAUGAAUUUAUAUUA